Molecule: messenger RNA, 852 nt
Organism: Plectropomus leopardus (leopard coralgrouper)
Lineage: Eukaryota; Metazoa; Chordata; Actinopteri; Perciformes; Serranidae
Gene: mrpl40
Product: mitochondrial ribosomal protein L40
Cellular component (GO): mitochondrial ribosome; mitochondrial large ribosomal subunit
Source: RefSeq, a predicted model, not a curated record
ACCGUUCGAAAACGUCAUCUCUUCGCGACACGACUUCCCUGUCACUCACAAGAGGACAGGAGAAGCAUGUGAACAUUUUUUCAUGCGUGUUUAAAGUGAAGCAGCAUACAGUGGAAACAUGUUUUUAUCGGGGUUAUCGCGCGGUCUCUGCAGGGUUUUAUCCCGACGCGCCUCUCCGUCAAGCUUCCUGUUUGGAGAACACGCUGUACAGAGUUCAUGGUUGACUCCGGUGAUGACACUGAAGACAUCUGCCCCACUGAGAGCGGAGCCUAAAAAGAAGAAGAAAGUGGACCCACGAAGGGAGCAGCUAGCCAAAGAGAGAAUGAGGAAAAAGCUGAAGAGGCUGGAGAGGGUCCCACCUGAGUUUAUCCCCAUAGAGGACCAAAUCAUUCCAUCCAAAUGCCUGGAUGAGACAAGGGAACGCUCUGCACUGAGGCUGCCAUUUGAAGAAAGUGAGGGUCGAGCCCUGCUGCUGAAGGAGUGGAGUCGAUACAAACAGAAGCAGCACAUGGCUGAGGUGAAGGCUGUUGAAGAUGCAAUAAAGGCCCAGACGGAGGCGCUGCAGGAGCUGAAAUUAGAGUCUGAGGAGCUGUACCAGGCCGCGCUAAAGCCAGACCCCACUCUGUUUCCCUUCUCUCAUAAAGGUCCUGCCUACACACCGCCAAAGACUGAAUAUGAAGCUCCUGAUGGGAAAUACACAGACAUCACUAGAGUUUACACACAGUAAUGGACAGGGGACAGCUGUGGGUGCAGUCUUUGUGUGUUGUCAUGUAUUUUGUGUGUAUGUACAUGAUUCAGUAAACCAAGAUUCAGCCUUUUAACAGCCUGCAUAUGGAGGUGUGAAGGACACUU